Molecule: messenger RNA, 2580 nt
Organism: Jaculus jaculus (lesser Egyptian jerboa)
Lineage: Eukaryota; Metazoa; Chordata; Mammalia; Rodentia; Dipodidae
Gene: Mipol1
Product: mirror-image polydactyly 1
Exons: 14
Coding region: 355-1644 (429 amino acids)
Source: RefSeq, a predicted model, not a curated record
CUUUGUUCAAAGUUAAACAUGUACAAGAAAUAGGACUUCUAGGCUGGGUGUGGUGGUGCACACCUUUAAUUCCAGCACUUUGGAGGCAGAGCUAAUCCAAAAGUAAAUGAGGAACUUAAAAAAAGAUUGCCAACUCCAGAUCAACAUAUUUAGAGAAAAUUGGAAAAGAAGAAGCUUACUACAGCUUUAUUUGAAGACUUUUUAAAGAACAUAGGGUUUUAGCUUUCAGCUUUAGUCUUGAAGCAAAAACCAGAGACAUUGCCAGAGCAAAUAAGUACUGAGGUACAAAUGGAAGAUUGGUCAAAAGGUCUUCUAGAUACUUCAUUACGAAAUUUGCUAUAUUAAGAUACAAAUAUGGCCCACAUUUAUCUUGAACAAGAGACUACGGUCAGAAACAAGAAUAUUAAUGAGCAACUGACUAUGAAUCCCGCGGGAAACUUGCAUCAGAAAGUCAGUGAAUUUGGGAAUGAAGUCAUCUGUGAGGACACUGAACUGCCAGGGCAGAGGUCAAGGCGUUUUCAGGUUAUCAGUCCCCAUUCUGAUGAUAAAACACCUGAAAAGUGCAACAACAUGGAAUAUAGAGAAGACGAUUUGAGUUAUGAGUCUGUGCUUCCUCAUCAAGCAACCCUUGACAUAAAUAAAGAGACAACAGUAGCAUUUCUUCUAAAAGAAUUAGAAAUUCUCAGAUUAAGCAACAAAAAGCUUCAAGAAAACUUGAUUAAAGAAGAUAAAGAACACAGAAAAUUAAAGCUUAAGCUGGAUCUCCAAGAGAAAGCAACAGAGGCAAAAAUUGCUGAAAAAACAGCAGCUCUGGUUGAAGAAGUGUACUUCGCGCAGCGGGAACGUGAUGCAGCUAUUAUGUGUAGACUGCAAUUAGCCAUCAGGGAGAGAGAUGAUGCAAUUGCAAGAGCCAAACAUAUGGAAAUGUCUCUAAAUGUGCUAGAAAAUAUUAACCCUGAAGAAAAUGACAUGACAUUACAGGAAUUACUGAACAGAAUAAACAAUGCAGACACAGGGAGAGCUAUUCAGAAGAAUGGAGCUAUAAUUGUGGAUAGAAUCUACAAGACCAAGGAAUGUAAAAAGAGAAUAACUGCAGAAGAAAUGAAUGCCGUGAUUGAAGAACGGGAUGCUGCUUUGUCUCAGUGCAAACGCCUCGAACAGGAGCUUCAUCAUCUGAAAGAGCAGAAGCAGACUUCAGCAAACAACAUGAGACAUCUGACUGCUGAAAACAAUCAAGAACGUGCUCUGAAGGCAAAGUUGUUGUCAAUGCAGCAAGCGAGAGAAACUGCAGUUGAACAAUACAAAAUGCUAGAAGAAGAAAUCCAGACACUGCGAGUUUACUACAGUUUACACAAAUCAUUAUCUCAAGAAGAAAACUUGAAGGAUCAGUUUAACCAUACCCUUAGUACCUAUGAAGAAGCCUUAAAAAACAGAGAGAGCAUUGUUUCCAUCACUCAACAGCAGAAUGAAGAACUGGCUACCCAGCUGCAGCAAGCUCUGACAGAUAAAGCAAAUGUGGAGUCACAGCUUCAGUGUGCCCUCGAGGCUUCCCAAGUGGCCAAUGAAAAAGUUCAGAAGUUGGAAAGGCUGGUGGACGUCCUGAGGAAGAAGGUUGGAACAGGGACAGUGAGGACGGUGAUCUGACUGAAAAAAAGCCCAGUCUGGGGGCAGCAAUCACAUCUGGUGACCAGGCUGCUUCAUUCAACACUGUGUAAACACUAAAAGCCUUAACUUAGCAAACAGUUGUUAGAAGUGGGACACUCCAACCACAUUCCAAGCUGAGAUAAAAUCAAAUCACAAAUGUUUAACCACUUUGCUGCUGACUUGGGUUAUUUAUCCAAAUAUAUUAACUACAUGCUUUUACCAAUUAUAAGGUCACAGCUUAUUUUGUUGCAACUUUAUAUUUCAGUGCUUUAAUGUAAGUCUUUUCACUGGUAUACCACUAUAAAACAUGAUUCAGUCAGUCAGGAUCAUAUCUUCGCAUAUGGCCCUUUCUGAAUCAAAGUGCAGUAAAGUAAAUAUUGUCUAAGCCUUAAUCCACUGUUAGGUCAAAACUUCAAAUAAAUGCAUUUUCAAUGUAGAGUAUAUUUCUUAACUGACAAGAGAUGCUCAAGCAUGAGAGGAUGCAGUCUUCUUUUAAUGUGUGUAUGUAAUUUUUAUUCUUAAUAUUAAAGAAUAUAAGUAUAGAUGCUAUGAAUUAGGUGUAUAGUUUGCUUUAACAGUAUGUUAAAAUGACAUUAAUUAGGCAUGAUUUUUAUUUCACUGUAAAUAUCAGCUGUUUUCAAUAAAAAGAUUGUUAAUGUACACUUACACAUACAUAUUUUUAAUGCCAAUCACAUAAUUGUCUAAGCUCCACUUAUACUGUAGUAAUUACCAAGUUUCUGUCUAAAUAGUCUGGGAUACUUUUGGCUAGAAAAUUAGCAUGUGCCAGCAUGUCUUUUCCCUAAAAGGCAAGAAGCCAGCAAACCUGUCCCAUAUUCUUAUUAAAUAUAUUUUUUGGAUUACCAUUUAAAUAUUUGUUGUGGAAGAAGGUAAUAUAAAAUAUACCAAAAAAAAAAACCUUAUAAUGUACAAAUAUAA